Molecule: messenger RNA, 1401 nt
Organism: Tilletiaria anomala UBC 951
Lineage: Eukaryota; Fungi; Basidiomycota; Exobasidiomycetes; Georgefischeriales; Tilletiariaceae
Exons: 2
Coding region: 1-1401 (466 amino acids)
Source: RefSeq, a predicted model, not a curated record
AUGACGGGUAUCAAUCAGAUUGGCGGCCGAUACACGACCAGCCGCCUCAACCGUCACAGUAGUGGUGGCAAUGUAGACAUGACUUCCAGCGGCCACAGCAACACGAAGCGCUCCGUUUUCUCAUCCUCUGCCCAUACCGGACGUCCUUCCGUGCCGUCGUCCACCUUCAACUUGUUCAGAUCCAGGCAUGACCAACCGGGCAAACGCAGAGCCGUCGAGCAGAUCCUAGCGUCCCAGGCAGAAAAGAAAAAGGCUAAGCCCGGACCGGAGACCAAGCACGCAACCAAUGCAGAAAUUGACCACGUCCAGCCUUAUGGAGGGACAGCUGAUGAGGCACGCCUGGAGGACCACGCCGCGCUUGCAGAGAAGAAGCGUUUCAGAGACAUGCGAUCAUUUCUCUUACAGCAGAACGAUUGGACCGGUGCAUGCAUGUCUAAAGAUCUGAAAGAGACCGCGGACCGUCCGCUUAUCCCGCCACCCAAUUCUUCGUUGUCACGUGCCGAGGGGGUACCGUUGGCUGAGAGGGAAUGCUAUCGUUUGCCGACACCCCUCCAGCUGAUCAUACCGGAGCAAAACCAGUCCCAAAUAAAUGCUUGGGAUGCGCCUGAUGACAGUGCUCUUUCGGCGAGCAACACUCAGUACAGAUCAAAGAGCUCACCUCCGGUCGCGCUGACGAGCAACACAGACAUUCUACCCUAUUCUGAAGGUCAGGAUCACAGUGACUGUGCAUACAGCGACCGCUCGUCCUUGCCUGACCUCUCUCCUACCGAUCCUGUCGACACCGAGAAUUUGCACGCUGCAUGCGAUCGGCAUAUGCAUUGCGACUCAUCACCUCCGCCCCUUUCGUCCUCUGAAAGAACAGCAGCUGACAUGACCGCCACAUUCGCGUACGAGAGCGUGGAAGAGAUGGAGGAUGAGGUAGCACAGCUCGUUGGAGGUCGCAGAGUCUCGUCAUCCUCUUUAGUCCAGAUACCUCGGUUGCCCUCGAUCAUAGUUGCGACCGUUGCGGAUGCUGGUGAUGUCAACAUGGAAAAGACACCCACCUUUGCGGAGCUUCGAUCUGAGCACAGAAUCCAUGAGAUCAAGUCGCAUUCAGAGCCUGAUCUGGCCAAAGAUGCGGCUGCCAACGAGCAGUUUCUGAAUACAGUCACUGAACAUCGACGAACUGAGCGGUGUUCACCCGCGGCUCGGGAACAGCCAGAGGACGUUCAGCCUUCAAGAAGCCACGCAGAGGAGCAACAUCACGACGUCGAAGACAGUAAGACGCCCGAAGUGGAGGAACACCUCUCCACGUUCGAACACGCCCAGAGACUUGCGCAGCUCGAGAAGGAGUUGCAAGCAGGAGAGGAGAGACUUCAAGCGAGGAUGCGUGCUGCGCUACUUGGACGUAGGAUGCAAUGA